Messenger RNA from Bradysia coprophila, 1857 nucleotides. Its product is annotated as peritrophin-44-like. Lineage: Eukaryota; Metazoa; Arthropoda; Insecta; Diptera; Sciaridae. The record is from RefSeq and is a predicted model, not a curated record. Gene Ontology annotation, cellular component: extracellular region. Gene Ontology annotation, molecular function: chitin binding.
ACUAUAUCUGAUUGAUGAUAAUAACAAAGAAACAUCACCGAAAUCAGAUAUUUUAAAACUGAAAUUAUUUCGAAAAAUCGACUCUGUAUUGAACGAAACUUUGACCUGAAAAGUAAUUAUUCACCAGCAUGCUUUACAUUUUGGCGUUGUCGCUUUGCUUAGGCAUUGCAAAUUCCAUGGAAUUGAAUAUUUGUCAGGACAAACCAGACGGUCUUUUCAUUCGUGAUCAUUCGUCUUGUGCAAAAUAUAUCGGCUGUUACAACAACAUGGCACUUUACGGAGAGUGUCCGAAAGGAUUUGCUUUCAAUCCAACGAAUGGAAUGUGUGACUAUCCAGAGAAUGUAAACUGCGAAAACAUCUGUCCCCAGAACGGUACAUCGACAUUCAGAUUUGAGAAAUCCUGCACGAAGUAUGUUCGCUGCAUCGGUGGUACAGCAUCAUUUGUCGAGUGUCCAGCUGGUUUGUACUACGACCAUCAUCAUGGUAACUGCAAUUUACCGGAAGAAACCGAUUGCGAAAUAUUGAUCUGUCAAUCAUCGGGAUCCUAUUUCGUUCCGAGUCACGAAGACUGUGCUGACUACUACGAAUGCAAUAAUUUUGUUCCAACCAUACGAAAAUGCUCGGAAGGAUUAUACUACAACGAAUUGACACAAAUGUGCGACGUGAAAAGUAAUGUCCCUUGCAUUAUGGUUCCAGAGUACUCUGAAGAGGAGAAUGAUUACGCUGAUGACAUUGGUAUUUCAUGUCCACCAACUGGCGCCCACUUUUACCCACAUCCAACCAACUGUCAAUAUUACUUCUUAUGUGUGAAUGGCAUCAGUGCAAAACUAGACUGCGGUCAUAACAUGGUCUAUGACUAUUCCACACAGAAAUGUGACUUGGCUGCACGUGCCGUAUGCAUUAAAUCUGUCUUUUAUAACAGCGGGCGUGUCAAAAUGAAAGGAAAAAGCGCAAUUCUGAUUUUCUUAUGCUUUGCAUUGACUCCAUUGAAUAAUGGCUUUCGUGUUGAGCGGAACGAUGACGAUUCUGUUCGGCCUUUAGACGAAGACGAGAUCUUCAAUGAGAUCCACGAAGACGAGAUCUUCAAUGAAAUCCACGAAGAUGAGGUCUUCAAUGAAAUCCACGAAGAUGAGGUCUUCAAUGAAAUCCACGAAGCCGAUGAACAAAUUACAAUUACAAGUCCUGUAACUGAAGAUUUUGGUGUUGACGGAAAUUUGGAAAACGGUUUUCCCACUGAACUUUGUGACGCAGAGGGAUCAAAAAUGUUUUUACCGAUUACCAGAAACUGUUCGUUAUUUUAUGAUUGCACAAACAAGGAAGGGAGUGCUUGUCCACAUGGCAUGUGGUUCGAUCCCAACUACCUUGACGAUACAUUCUGUCAAUUUCCAGAAGUUAUUUGUGCCGCCGAUAAUACCAUUUGUAGCUGUGCUCAAGAUUAUCCACCUCCACCGCCUGAUCCUUUGAUUGAAUCGUCAGUAUCAUGUUUGAAAGAUAAUCGGUUUCAUGUAAUGCCAAGUCGAGUGAGUUGUGGCCGAUACUUUAUUUGUCACAAUGACAUGAAAUACCGAAUGGAAUGUCGACAAGGACUGCAUUACAAUGACAACACGGAAACGUGUGAUUAUCCGGAAAUUGUUAAUUGUAGAAUGCAAGACCCAGAAUGUCCAUCUGAGGGUAUAAAAUUUUUGCCAGACGCAACGCGUUGUGAAGUCUUCUACUUUUGUGUACAUGGCUUCAAAACCAAGCAAAUAUGUCCAUUUUACCAUAUCUGGGAUAUACGAUCAAACUCUUGUAGACGACAAGAUGAGGCAGUAUGUCAUUUGGAGCAAUAAACUUGAAUCAAGUUACUUGUUGUAAAUA